CCAGAACACAUCCUGCGUCGACUUGAUUUUGGGCACGCUCAGCACGUGAUCGAAGUUCAUUGCUAAGAGUUCUAAUAUGACGUCAAUGACGCGUUGCCGCGAACGUAUACGAAAAUGUCUGAAUCAUUGGCCGCAUUUCGCAACCAUCAGAGCAGCAGUGAUCUCCGCCAGCUCGCGGAGGAGCACCUGCAGCAUGACUUGAAUCAACAAGAUCGUGAUCUUCUGAAGAGUGCGGGCAGCAAGGUGUCGACUCAUGCAAUGGCUGCAUCUUUGGCUGGAUUGGGCCUUGGAGUUUACUUUGCCUUUCGAUUGAGAACCAUGAGGCUGGCGUAUUUCAAUGCCUUCAAAGCAAUGGAGAAACCUGUGGAGGUGCGAUUUGCGGACGGACGUACAGAACCCAUCCCAGAUAUUUCAGCCAAACUCGCGCCCUCAAAAUGGAGCGAUGCAGCGACAUACUUCUUCUUCUCCGUUGGCGGACUCUUCCUUGGUGGAGAAAUCGGCUUGCUGACCGGUACGGCCUCGGCAUCCAGCACCAUAACGAAGGAUCCCGCGUCAAGAGAGAGGAUCGAGAAGGCAUUCAAGAACUACAGGAUAGAUGUAAUGAAGCGAGAGAUACAACAGCUAGAAGGAAAAAGCCGAUUCGAGGAGUUCUUCAGCUCAUCCUAGUUUGCCAGGAAAUACGGGAAGUCGCUAGGCAUGAUCGAAUACUAUACACCAGAAUCUACGAUACAUAUUGUUGGUAGCCUUGCAGUCAAAGCAUGUAACCCGACUGAUCUUUGAUGGCUUUGUUUCUAAUGUUUUUGUCGACUCAGAAAGUCUUGGUAUCCGGUCUAGCCGGCAGCCUGAAACUAUAAGAGGCUGGGACCCACAAAUACGUAUGAACUAAAGCCUGGCGAGUGAUGGACCUUGCGACGCUCAUG
Messenger RNA from Dothidotthia symphoricarpi CBS 119687, 920 nucleotides. RefSeq lists its product as uncharacterized. NCBI's taxonomy places the organism in Eukaryota, Fungi, Ascomycota, Dothideomycetes, Pleosporales, Dothidotthiaceae. The transcript is spliced from 5 exons. The record is from RefSeq and is a predicted model, not a curated record. The coding region runs from base 115 to 666 and encodes 183 amino acids.